CUUUUAUGGACAGCUAGUGCUUGUGGCUUCAUGGGUUAUGAACAGUAUCGUAAUCUUAUCGAUAAGGGUUAUAUUCCACUUAAAGAUAAGAGUUACAUGACAAAUGGGUAUUUGGAUACAGUUAUUGAUUGGAUACCCGGUAUGAAAGGUAUACGUUUGAAGGAUUUACCAACUUUUCUUCGAACCACAGAUCUAAACGAUUUUAUGAUUGAUUUUGUGCUUGGUGAAAUGGAGAGAGCUCACAGAGCCUCCGCGAUUAUUUUCAAUACAUUUGAGAAAUUAGAACAUAACGUUUUGGAGGCUCUUUCAUCCAUGUUCCCUCCAAUCUACACCAUUGGACCUUUAACAUAUAUCAUUUACACAAUACUUGUUUUACUUAUGCAAAAGAAAAGAUGUUAA
Camellia sinensis is the source of this 399-nucleotide messenger RNA. Lineage: Eukaryota; Viridiplantae; Streptophyta; Magnoliopsida; Ericales; Theaceae. The record is from RefSeq and is a predicted model, not a curated record.